Molecule: messenger RNA, 2611 nt
Organism: Drosophila eugracilis
Lineage: Eukaryota; Metazoa; Arthropoda; Insecta; Diptera; Drosophilidae
Product: L-asparaginase
Exons: 5
Coding region: 212-2128 (638 amino acids)
Biological process (GO): amino acid metabolic process
Molecular function (GO): asparaginase activity; protein binding
Source: RefSeq, a predicted model, not a curated record
AAAGGGAGAAUUCAGAUGAUUAAUGCCAGUUGAAAUAAAACAGUGAAACAAUAUACAAGGCAGUCUUAAGAUCUAAACAAAAUAUACGUAAAAUUAAAGUCGAACGAAGACGUCUAUCGAUAGUUGCCCAGCUGAUUGGAAGUUUAUUUAUGGUCAAAAUAUUGCUAUCAGCGGAAUUUCAUUUGAAUUUCAUUAGAUUAGUCAUUAAGUCAUGCCCGCGAACGGAAUGGAUAUUCCCGUGCUAAAGACCAAUGGUCAUGAGAGGCUAACUUCGCUGGACAAAGGUAUGCCACCGGCAUCACCCACUCUACCGAGUCCCACUAUCCGGAGGAACAAAAGUGAUGGAAAACUGAUGGCCCAAGAUGUGAAGGAGGCCCGGGUGAAAGUCAUCUAUACGGGUGGAACUAUAGGAAUGGUGCGAAACGAUCGGAAUGUGCUGGCUCCCAUUCCCAAUGCUCUGGUGCGCAGUAUUCGCAAAUAUCCAAACAUCCACGACGAAGAGUAUGCGUUACGUCGCUUUGGAGCAUCUGCGUCGAUGGCUCCACUGGUUCUGCCCUUCGUACAGGGUGUGGAUCGUAGGAUUAUCUAUCAGAUCACGGAAUAUACACCGCUGCUAGACAGCAGUAAUAUGACGAUGAACGAUUGGGCGAGGAUAGCCAGCGAUAUCCAGCAAUCCUACGAGUUUUUUGAUGGAUUUGUAGUGCUCCAUGGCACCGACACACUAUCCUACACAGCAUCUGCAUUGUCCUUUAUGCUGGAGAAUCUGGGAAAGACGGUGAUCAUUACGGGCUCCCAAAUCCCUAUUUUCGAGACGCGAACCGAUGGCAAAGACAAUUUCACAUCUGCAUUGAUUAUAGCUGGAAACUACAUCAUUCCGGAGGUUUGCAUCUUCUUUGGACACAAGUUAAUGCGUGGCAAUCGAACGGUUAAGGUCAGUUCGAAUGCCUUGGAUGCCUUCGAUUCACCAAAUGUACCACCACUGGCGAGGAUCGGCAUCGAUGUGAAUGUGGAUUAUCGUCUGAUCUUCCGACCUUGCAGUAUUGAAAGGUUUUGUGUGCAUCUAAACCUGGACGAAAAUGUGGGUUUGUUGCGCAUCUUUCCGAGCAUUUCACACUCCACAUUUCGAGCAUUCUUGGCUCCACCAAUUCGCGGUGUAGUCCUGCAAUCUUUUGGAUCAGGAAAUAUCCCAUCAAAUCGAAAGGAUAUAAUCGAUGAACUAAAAACGGCCGCCGAACGGGGCGUGAUCAUCAUCAAUUGUACGCAGUGUCCCAAUGGAACCGUGGCGGAGAUCUAUGAUACGGGAAAAGUUCUCUGCGAUGUGGGUGUGAUUCCUGGCUACGAUAUGACCCCAGAGGCGGCGCUAUCCAAACUCGCCUAUGUCAUUGGCAAAGAGGAGUGGUCAUUGGAAGUCAAAAAACAGAUGAUGCAGUCAAACUUGAGAGGUGAACUUACCUCCGUUAAGGCUCCGAAGAUGGAGGACUACGAUCUGGUAGAUGCGGUGGCUCGAUCACUGCACUUAUCUUCGCCCCAAGAACUCGAUCAGCUGGGCGAAACCCUCUUUCCGGCGAUGAUAAACGCCGCUGUGGCCGAAGGUGAUCUUAAGAAGAUAAACAACUUGAAAGCCUAUGGUGCCGAUUUAUCUGGAACGAAUCAUGACCAGCGGACUGCAUUACAUUUGGCCUGUCAACUGGGGAACGUUGAGAUCGUUAAGUACCUGCUGCAGAAUGGUGUAUCCGUGCAUGUGAGAGAUCGCUAUGAUCGAACUCCUUUGUUGGAGGCCGUGUCCAACGAUAGCCAUGAGAUCAUCCAGCUGCUUAUUAAUUGUGGUGCCCAUUUGACGGGAUCUUCGCGUGCUGUCGGCGAGCAACUAUGUGCAGCAGCUGCUCGAGGAUCAAUAGUGCGAUUGAAAUCCUAUCAAUAUGCCGGUGCCGAUCUUGCCCAGACGGAUCCUUCCGGCAGAACAGCUCUGCAUGUAGCAGCACUUCAUGGUCAUCCGGAGGUAGUGCAAUAUGUUCUGCCAUAUUUUGAGAACCCCAACGAGAAGGACAUGCUUGGUCUGACCGCCUUCGAUUAUGCGGAGCGCGGUGGACAUGCGGCAGUUAUAGAGUCUUUAAAAAGACCCGAAUAACUUAAGGGAACUUCCCAUAGAAAUCUCUUCCGAACUAUAACUCAAAUUGUUCCUUAACCAUCCCGAGAUUCGAUAUUUUGUACUUAAGUUUUGCAUCUAGUCUAAUGGUUCCUUAAUAUAUAUUUUGUAAAGCUUACAUAGUUCAUUGUAUAUUUAACCUAAUGCAGUUGAAAGUUCUUUGCUAUUGAAUGCAUUUAACCAGUUGGUUUUUUAUGUUUAAAUAUGUCUAAAUUGUAUCCCUUACUUGACCUUAUUGUAAUAAUUUUAUAUAUUUAUGAAAUGAAAUAAUAAUAUUAGUUAAAUUCAAUUGUUUUUGUUUGUACUUAAUGAAAUAAUAAUUUUAAAAAUGUAACAUCGAAAACUCUUAUGUAAAAGUAAAAGAGAAAAAGUGCACAUAAAUAUUGAUAUUUGAAUAUUUAAUUGUUAACAGUUUUUUUUUGACCAUAUACGAUUAUAUAAAAUAUAUAAAGAUUAAAAACUAUA